AUGAGCUACCUCCAGGCUUUCGAACUGCCAAAGUCAAAUCUUCUAACGCCAGAUUUUGUCAGUUCCAUCAACAACCUCGCUCUCUCCGCGACUUCUCUUUUGUGCAAUGCACCCAGCCUUUCCACGGAUGUUGACUGUUGCUCAGAAAGCUCAUUCGAGCGAGAUGUUGACUCUACCAACCAUAUGGUCCAAAGGCAGGGGUUUUCUAUUUAUAGGAAGGGAAGGUGGAGGCUGUUGUCUGGCUUUAAUGGCAGAAACAGACAUAAGGGUGAUGAGGAAGAGGACACUACGUGUGUCGCCGUAAUCGAUUAUCGCAAUGGGGACUUUUUUAGCACCGAGGCCAACCACAACUCCUGUUCCAUCCUGGAUGAUCUGGAUAAGUUCGAGGAGGCCAGAACAUCGGUGUCUGAUUGUAAUUCCUUGGCGAUGAUGCGACGCAUACGUCAUAACUCCGCCCCACCUAGAACAUCGGUCCUCCCGGAGGGAUUUGAUAAGUCAAUUGGCGCAAGGCGUUUCACGGCACAGCUUUUGCACCAAAUUAUGUCAUCACAGGCUCGCUAA
This is a messenger RNA of Dibothriocephalus latus, 561 nucleotides long. The record is from the annotation of a GenBank genome assembly. NCBI's taxonomy places the organism in Eukaryota, Metazoa, Platyhelminthes, Cestoda, Diphyllobothriidea, Diphyllobothriidae.